Diaporthe batatas is the source of this 4095-nucleotide messenger RNA. RefSeq lists its product as uncharacterized. The record is from RefSeq and is a predicted model, not a curated record. Lineage: Eukaryota; Fungi; Ascomycota; Sordariomycetes; Diaporthales; Diaporthaceae. The transcript has 4 exons. Bases 289 to 2889 code for a protein of 866 amino acids. Gene Ontology annotation, biological process: mitotic spindle assembly checkpoint signaling; endoplasmic reticulum to Golgi vesicle-mediated transport. Gene Ontology annotation, cellular component: RZZ complex.
AAUAAUAAGUGUCGACAUCGAUCUGACCUGUUGGUGUACGGUGGGAAUUCCUAGGCCACUUCUGAGUGUUCAUUGCAUAGAGCGUGGCGAAUAUUAUACUUUGCAUCAGGCCUGUUUAUCAAUAAUUCAUAUUCACAGCUAGACUGUCGCAUGCUGCUGCUGCUGGCUGGUUGUCAGGGUACACAGUACGACUGUUGCAACCUGGCGUUUCCGACCAACCCUGGAGCUCCCGUUUCUAUUCCUCGUUGACGGCAUUCACGCGCCAUCCCCUUCAGGCACACCUAAAUAAUGAGUACGAAAGAGCCUGCAGGUGCCGUCGGACGGGCACUGGUCGAUUUCACAGUAGAUGGCGCCUUUCCGGAGGAAGAUGUCUCGUCCCUGAAGCUGAGCUCAGAGGAGCUGUCUCCAGCCGUGCAAGCUCUGGCCGAGGCCAAGUCAAAACUCGAGGACGAGAUCCACUCGAUCAACCAAGAGACCGCCCCCGAUGUGUCUUCUUGGAUGGCCAACGCCCAGUCAGUACAAGACGACAUCAACCGUUCCAAACGACUCGCCAACGACAUCGUGCGCCAGGCCGAGGAACCAGUCCUCUCAGGAGCUGCAAUACAGGAGGCAGAAGACAAGUUCGUCUUCCUGCAGUCAGAGAUCGCUUACAACCAGCGCGUGCGGGAGGCGCUAAGGGGCAUAAAAGAUGUCAACCAGAUUCUAGAUCAAGUGGAGAAGGCGCGCGACGAGCGCAGGAUCCUUGAUGCUCUCCGACUACUGGAGCGGUCAUGGGCAGCUCUGGAUGCGCUUCCGGCGGGGCACGGUGUCAGGGUGAGGAGGCUGUUGGACCUCCGCGCCUUUGAGCUCAAAUCCAACGUCCAUGACGUCUUCGAACACGUCUGGAACACCCUGAUGAAGGUGGACAUUACAGCAAGAACCAUAUACUUUUCAGCCGAGGCCGACAACGAAGGCAUGGGACUUUCCGACGCUGUGCUUGGCCUCCAAGCCUACAAGGAAGUCGACCAGCGCAUGUCGCAGUUAUGGCACAACAUGGACCAGGCUGUUGUGGGCCCUCGCAUGGACAUGGACCACCCAGGCGCACCAGGCAUCGUCGUGGAAGGUGACAUACUGCGAGCCGAGGGCCAAGCAGACAAGUCAAUAGACUCAUUGUUCCAAGACUUGGACCGGCUCUUUUCUUACGUUGCGGCAAGGUUGCCCCAAGAAUUGGUCGAUUCGCUGUCUGCCCUGAUGAUGCCAGAAAUCGUGUCUCGGGUCAUUUCAGUGUGGCUAGACUCGGCCGUACCAGCUUCGCUACAAGAAAUGGACAGAUUCGAGGCGAUCAUGGCGUCCGCGAGGCAGUUUUGUGAAAGGCUUGAGGAGUUGAAGUUUUCUGGUUUCAACGAGCUACAAGACUGGGUGGAGAAUGCGCCAAGAGUGUGGCUUGCCAAGUGUAGGGAGACUGCACUCGACACAGUCCGCACCCGCCUGUCAGAGGGACUGGGCUCUCCCAAGAAGGUCGAGAGGAUCGAGAAGCAGAUGGUGUCUCGCGCUGAGGGCCAAGGCCUUGCUGCCGCUCCAGCCACCGCAGCAACCGCCACAGCUGACGAGGACGACUGGGGUGCUGCGUGGGACGAUGAGGCAGACCAGGCCGGCGACCCAGCUGGAGAGCCGGAGAAAGCCACCGACAAGGAAGCAGCAGCGGCUGGGGCUGAGGAAGACGGAGCUGAUGCCUGGGGCUGGGGUGAAGACGGCGAAGAGGGCGGUGAUACUCAACACGCUACUGAAAAACAGCAAAAUCAGCAAAAUAACGCGGAUGCUGAUGACGACGCCGGUGAUGCGUGGGGAUGGGGAGAGGAAGAUGUUCCUCAGGAACAGCCAGAUCGCAGUGCCGCAAGGCGACCUUCAACUGCACCGGCUGCCCCCGAGCAAAGGGAAAUGACACUGAAAGAGACAUAUAACAUUUCGUCCAUGCCGGAGCCGGUUCUACAGCUAAUAUUCUCUAUUCUGGAAGACGGCGCGACCUUGACCCAAGCAGGCAACGAAAGUAGCCCCGUGGCUACAGCCGCAGCAGGUCUAUUUACCCUACCGACCUUGGCCCUGGCCAUGUUCAGAGCUGUUGGGCCAUACUAUUAUGCCCUCGACAUUGGUGGCAACAUGUUUCUCUACAACGACGCAAACUAUCUAGCAGAAAAGUUGGGCGAUUUUGCAGCGGCAUGGAAAAAGCGUGAUAACUUGAGUCCAAGGGCACAAAGCUCGCUGCGUUUAGACAACGACGUCAAGACGCUGCAGAAAUUUGCUGCCCGGGCGUACGGAAACGAGAUGGGCAUCCAGAAGACAGUGUUGAGGGACCUUCUUGGUGGCGAACAAAGCCUGCUUCAACAGGAGGACAUUGAUAGCUUCGUGGAUGCAACUGUGUCCCGCGUGCGAUCCAUGGCCUUAACCUGGGAAACCAUCCUCGCCAGGUCGGCGUGGUAUCAGGCCGUCGGCUCGUUAGUCGACUCCAUCUCCCUGAAGAUCAUUGCAGACGUGAUGGAAGCACCGUCAGUCAGCCAAGAUGACGCAUACAACAUCGCAAAGCUGAUCGCGACCAUCACCGAGCUCGACGACCUGUUCCUCCCAAGCCGCGUCACGGGGAGGCGCCCGGAAAAGCCAGAGGAGGAGAUACCGCAGACGACGCAGUACGCGGCGUCCUGGAUGCGGCUAAAGUACCUUAGUGAGGUGCUGCAGUCCAAUCUGAGAGACGUGCGCUUCCUCUGGAUGGAAAGCGAGCUGAGCCUUUACUUCACGGUGGACGAGGUCGUGGACUUGAUCAACCUCAGCUUUGAGGAUAACGCGAGGACGAGGGAGACGAUCCGGGAGAUCAGGAACAAUCCGCAACCACGGCAGGAUGAGCAAGGCGAAUGGUGAUUGACGAGGCUUGUAUUGUAGCUUGGUACACGUCCUCAGAUACCAAUGCCUUGUAGGACUAGGGGUAUCUAGACCGCGUACCAUAUGUUCGUCAUCUUCCUGGUCUGACAGUACCAUUUCGAAUGCUCCACACACCGCUUUCCUGGUCCUAGGUCAACCGACCUGGGCCCACCACUCCGUAUCAGGUUCCAGCCAAGAGUUUGCGGGCCCAAAUUCCACCAAGUCCCUACGUCUGUCGAUGCUGUGCCCCCGGCGAAGUUGAUGACCUCUAUCUCCGCGAAGGACCGGGUGAUCGCGGGCCGGAGCCAGGAGUUUUCUGCGGUGUUCGCAAAAUCGAUGCCGCCGAGCGACAGAAGAGGUGCGCCCUUGCCCGAGCGACUGGUUCCCACGUAAAACUUCCUGGCGUGAGGCAACUGCAGGUUACCAAUCCUGAUCAUGAUGAGAGAUUUUAGUCCCGUCAUAAAUUCGUCCUGUGCGCCCGCAUAAUCCCUUAUUCCUCUCAUCUGAGAGCCGGUGUGUUAGCCAGCGCCUCAAUAAGUGUGAAUCUUCAUGGCUUCACCAGACCAGCCGUGUAGGCAGAGGACGCCAAGGAAGUCUACUUUGGAGGGAAAAGGGGGGGGGGGUUGCUACUCACGAAGUUCCCACAUGCCACAAGCCUCUGGAUAUUCUCUACAUCUUCUGUGUGUUUCCAACAGCUGAUCGUCAUCGUGGCCACCCACUCCUCCCAAGGCCGGAAGAUUCUGUCGAUGGGACCACCCAUGCCAAAAGAGGUGUGUGUGACGAGCGCGUUCGAUUUUAUCACAACGUCAUCCUGGUCGAAAUUGAUGUACUGCCACACACAACGUCAGUAAAUGACCACGACUAGUUAAGUUUCACAAGCAAAAUACACUGGAAGAAUGUAUCGGUAUACGGUCCACACGGCCUUUCCUCCUGCUGGAAGCCAUCCGAUCAAAGCCAUGGGGCAAACACGUCCAAAGAUGACUUCGAAAAGGAACUCGAGAGGGCGGUGUGGGGCGGGGUGUACUUACCACCGCAGCAGGAAACACCUCACACGCAAACGCAGGCCGCCACACCUUCAGCGCGACGUGGCGCGCCUCGGAGCUCACAGACAACAUGGUCGGCGGGGGCGUCGGCGACGUCCAGAGGGGCCGGCGCCGCCCCGCGAACUUGGGGUCAUCAUAUUUGGCAAAAUCCAUCCAGAAUUUG